Trichophyton benhamiae CBS 112371 is the source of this 444-nucleotide messenger RNA. RefSeq lists its product as uncharacterized. The record is from RefSeq and is a predicted model, not a curated record. Lineage: Eukaryota; Fungi; Ascomycota; Eurotiomycetes; Onygenales; Arthrodermataceae. The transcript has a single exon. Bases 1 to 444 code for a protein of 147 amino acids.
AUGGUUCCUCUGAAUGCGGACUUCACCGUUCUCGACGACUUUAACCACGAUAUCCUCUCCAUCGGUACCAAUUCAAACGGGGAGGUUGUUGAAGUCAAACCCAACGACGGUCGUAGUCAAUGGCAUAUGACGCGACUGGCGAGCUACACGCAUGUUGUACGCGACAAAUACAGCAACAAAUAUAUACACUUUCCGACUCUGAAGGAUGGUGCUGUCGCCACUCUUAGCUCUGACGCCGCCACGUUAUUCGAAGCCGUGAUAGGCCCAAACGUUAUCUACAAUCUCAAUGCAACCGAUGCCAACCCUAGAGACGCUCCUUUGUUUUGGACGGUGGAACCACUCAGUGCAACGGACCAACGCCCUGUUCUGAAGCUACGUAAGCCGGCAUUUGGAAGAGCUCGUCAGGAUUUUCUCAUGAAGAAGACCCCACAACAAGGCUCUUAA